AUGGCCUUUACAGAACUCGAAGUCCGCGAAGCGGAAGACGCAAUUGUAGCCGCAGCAAAUGCGGAAGAUAUGUUCCGCUUGGGACUGAUCUAUUCAACGGAUAUGGAAGACUGCGGACCCAAUUUUGUCGAAGCACAUAAAUGGUUUAGCUUAGCGGCUAUGAUGGGCAGCCUGCCGGCUAAAGCCUAUCGCGAAGAACUCAAGUUUGAGAUGAGUGCAACUGAUCUGACGCUGGCUCAACGGGCGGCUCGCGGUUGGAUGACUGAACAUCGGGCAAUGCUCGCAGCCUAA
This is a messenger RNA of Chondrus crispus (carragheen), 291 nucleotides long. RefSeq lists its product as hypothetical. Lineage: Eukaryota; Rhodophyta; Florideophyceae; Gigartinales; Gigartinaceae. The transcript has a single exon. Gene Ontology annotation, molecular function: protein binding. Bases 1 to 291 code for a protein of 96 amino acids. The record is from RefSeq and is a predicted model, not a curated record.